Molecule: messenger RNA, 5046 nt
Organism: Sphaerodactylus townsendi
Lineage: Eukaryota; Metazoa; Chordata; Lepidosauria; Squamata; Sphaerodactylidae
Gene: CANX
Product: calnexin
Exons: 16
Coding region: 153-1973 (606 amino acids)
Biological process (GO): protein folding
Cellular component (GO): endoplasmic reticulum; endoplasmic reticulum membrane
Molecular function (GO): calcium ion binding
Source: RefSeq, a predicted model, not a curated record
CCUCCGAGCAAGGGCAGCCUUUUGGCCACCAACGGGUUCUUUCUCCCGCGCGUGGAUUCCGGAAGAGGCAAAGCGGGGAAACGGGCUCAUGGGCCAGCCUCGGGCAUUAAAUAAAAGCACCAUUUUGAAGCAGGAAGUACCCACUGAAGAUCAUGAAACCUAAUUGGUUGCUGUGUGUAGCAUUGCUGUUGGUUGGAACUUCCAGUAUCCAGGCACAUGAUGAUGAAUUUGACCAUGAUAACGAUGAUGUAAUAGACAUUGAAGAUUCCCUUGAUGAUGGUGCCGAGGAGGUAGAGGAGCUGAAGCAUGAAGCCAGUACUCCUCCUCCACUCCCAAAGGUAACUUACAAGGCCCCAGUCCCAACAGGAGAAGUUUAUUUUGCUGAGAACUUUGAUAAAGGAACUUUAGCAGGAUGGAUUCUUUCAAAAGCUAAGAAGGAGGACACAGAUGAUGAAAUUGCCAAGUAUGAUGGCAAAUGGGAAGUGCAGGAGAUGAAGGAAACUAAACUUCCAGGGGACAAAGGGCUUGUGCUGUUGUCCCGAGCUAAACAUCAUGCUAUCUCUGCCAAACUCACCAAGCCUUUUAUCUUUGAUACCAAACCCCUCAUUGUACAGUAUGAAGUCAGUUUCCAGAAUGGAAUUGAAUGUGGUGGUGCAUAUGUGAAGCUACUUUCCAAAACCUCUGAACUGAACCUGGAUCAGUUCCAUGACAAAACUUCCUAUACAAUUAUGUUUGGACCUGACAAAUGUGGAGAAGACUACAAAUUGCACUUCAUCUUCCGACACAAGAGCCCCAAGACUGGCAAAUAUGAGGAGAAGCAUGCAAAACGUCCUGAUGCAGAUCUGAAGAACUAUUUUAGCGAUAAAAAGACUCACCUUUACACACUGAUUUUGAACCCAGACAACAGCUUUGAAAUCCUCAUUGAUCAAAAUGUUGUAAAUAGUGGGAAUCUGCUGUCAGACAUGACUCCUCCUGUGAAUCCUCCUCAAGAGAUAGAGGAUCCAAAUGAUCAGAAGCCAGAGGAUUGGGAUGAGAGAGCCAAGAUUGCAGAUCCAGAUGCAGUUAAACCAGAUGAUUGGGAUGAGGAUGCUCCUGCUAAGAUUCCAGAUGAAGAUGCUGUGAAGCCAGAAGGCUGGUUAGAUGAUGAGCCAGAAUACAUUGCAGACCCUGAUGCAGAGAAACCUGAGGAUUGGGAUGAAGAUAUGGAUGGAGAGUGGGAGGCACCUCAGAUUGCAAAUCCCAAAUGUGAGUCAGCCCCUGGCUGUGGUGCCUGGCAGCGGCCCAUGAUUGACAAUCCCAACUUUAAAGGCAAAUGGAAACCGCCCAUGAUCGAUAACCCUAACUACCAGGGCAUCUGGAAGCCGAGGAAGAUUCCAAACCCAGAUUUCUUUGAAGAUUUGGAGCCUUUCAAAAUGACUCCCUUUAGUGCUCUGGGGCUUGAGUUAUGGUCUAUGACUUCUGACAUAUUCUUUGAUAACUUCAUCAUCUGCACAGAUCGAGGAGUGGCCGAUGACUGGGGUAAUGAUGGAUGGGGUCUGAAGAAGGCAGCUGAUGGUGCAGCUGAGCCUGGCGUUGUGGGUCAAAUGAUGGCAGCUGCUGAAGAGCGUCCCUGGCUUUGGAUAGUUUACAUCCUGACUGUGGCUCUGCCUGUGUUUCUUGUUAUCCUUUUCUGCUGUUCUGGAAAGAAACAACCAAGUGCUGCAGAGUACAAAAAAACUGAUGCCCCUCAACCAGAUGUAAAUGAAGAAGAGAAGGUAGAAGAAAGAGAUAAGGAAGAUGCGGAGGAAGAGGAGGAAGAAAUGAAUGAAGACAAGCCAGAAGUGAAGCAGAAGAGUGAUGGUGAUGCAGAAACCGCAAGUCAGGAGGAAGAGGAAGAAGAGGAGGAUGAGGAAGAAGAAGCAAGGAAACCCACUGAAGAGGAAGAAGAAACUGCAAAUCGAUCCCCCAGAAAUAGAAAAUCAAUAAAAGAUUGAAGUACCUUAAGAACUUGAUCUGAUUAAUUUUCCCCAACAUGGUUUUGGGAGAGGACCUUGGAUACCUUAUGCUGAAACUCAGAAAAAACCUCAAGACUUCACCAUCCACAGGUUCCUGUCAAAUGCUCUCCAAUGUACAUGAGUGUUUAGCAGUAAAAUAUUCGCAGUUGUGUUUUUAAAUAGAGUAUUCCUGUAGAAAAAGAGUGCAUUUAACACAACCCAGCUAUGGAUUUCUGGAAUGUUACACGAACUAAUGUUUUUUCUUUUGUGUUUAAAGAGUUUGUUUUAAAUAGAAUGAUAGAUUUGCCAGUCUCAAACUUGGCUUAAAUUAAUGCAUUAACACAUCAACUGUGGAAAUGAAUAUCAGAAAAAUGCUAGCUUCUUUAAAAAAUAUGGACAUUCUGAAACCAUAUUUCUCUUAAUUUGAUCAUGUUAAAGCAAGGUUGUCAAUUCAAUGAAUUAACUUUUUCAUUUCAGUCAAAAAUAGAAUGGGUAAUUAAAAUUCAUUAGAAGAAAAUAAUAUCAAGAGUUCAAAUACUUUUUCCUCAUCUUUCAUUGGAGAAAAAAAACAGGUCAUGAACUAUCCAUGUUGGGCAUGGGUUCCAUCUACUUUACAGUAUUUUCACUUGGCCUGAUUUUGGGAACAGGUUUUGAAUUAAGGUACUAAGGCUGAAACUGGAUGUCCUGUUGCUUUAGUACUUAAACUCUUUUCAGAAUAGAGUUUGUUUUCCUUGUGUGCUGGGUUUUCUAUUUUUUUCUCCUUUGUUUUAAAAUUAUUUCCUCCCAUUACUGCUUCUGCUGUUUCACAAUGCUUGCAGAACGCAACAUGGCUGGUACAGAAUACAUAUGUUCAGCUCACCAUUAAGUCUGUUCAUUUUUUUUUUAUUCUCAAAAGGUGAAACUAUUUCUGAGGUCCAAAUGCUGUGGACAGGGCAGUGUUGCUAAUUUUCUCAUUGUUGCCAUUAUAUGUAUGCUAAUGACAGAGACAAGAUGAUCUAAAGCAGAGGCAAGGUGAUCUGAAAGACUUGCACCCAAGAGCAGAUGUCAGUAUGUGUGGCUAAAGGAGGAGCAUGUAAAACAAAUUGCUGGGUAUAUGUAACAGUUUGAAUCUGCAUCUGCUCUUCAUGUAUCAACCUAUAUUGUGAAUUUAGGGGGUUCCAAUUCCAGCUGAAUAAAUUUUUUUAAAAAGUUUCAUUGAGUAUUUAGCAGUUUAAAGGCCUUUUUGUGUAGAAUACGGACAACUAUCAGAACGUAUGCCUCUAAGAGGAUAAAACUGUAAUCCCUUCACUGUAUUAAAAUGAGUGGGGGAAGGGGCAAGAUUAGAUGCCUUGAGUGCUAUCUGUUAUCCAUUAUUCUUGUGUAAAUGGGCAAAAUUGUGUUUUGUGCACUGAAUAGAAACACUCCCAAGUUUUUUCUUGUGGAUAAAAAGAAUUCUCAAAGUGAUCAAACUAGUUCAGAAAACAUUUUUAAUGGCUGCCUGGUAACAAGAGCUUUGGCUGCAUAUGUGGUAUGGUUAUUUUAUUCAAAUUCACAACCAUAAAUACCCUUCUAACCUUCUUGACAUGGUCAGUGCAUAGAUAUUCCAAACCAGCUAAAAGUGUAUGCUUGCGGACCAUUUUAUUUAGAAAAGAAGUCUUGCGCACCUUGUUAAACUUUGCUGAUUACCUGACAGUUCCACAAUGUCACUGCUGCCUUGUUGGGAGCUAUAGGGGUUGCAGGCAUGGCUUUCAUAAUUAGCUCUUUCUAGUCACUGGUCUGAAACAUUGUUUAGACAGCAAUGGAACUGCUGUCCAUGUUUGUCUCUUGUCUUAUUCCAACCCAUAGUUGAUAUGCAGUGACUGUUUACAGUGUGUACUGUUUUAACAUGUUUGAGUUAAUACUAUCUGUUUUUGUGCAUAAUACUUCAACAACCCCUUUUUCCUGUGAAUCGUGCUCCUUUUUCUCCAGCCCACUGUGAGAAAUGAAAUACUAAUUUCAUUUACAAACGAAGUUCUUGAGACAAUGCUUAAUUAAAACUAAACAUUUUUUCCGGCUUCCAUACAACCUCUUGAGAAAGCAUUCCUGCUUGCAUGUUCUGGCUCUUCUGAUGUCAGUGAAAUUUUAAAAGGCACUACAGUGACAUUUUUGCAAUCUAUUGCUUGAAAUGUACUGCUUUAAAGACCUUUAGCCCAGUGUUUAACUGUGAACCCAUUUUAAGCAGUGUGCCACACUGAGAGAUGACUGUUGCAAUCAGCUGUUUCAGAAUGGAUGUAAGGGUUCAUGUAGAUUGUAGUUUUCAUAUUACAAGCACUGAUGCUGUCUGAUCUGAAAGAUGACGAUUUUUAAAAAGAGUACUUCAACGUGAAACCUUUUCAAAAUCUAUAAUGGUACAGCUAACUUAACAGUAGGUAGAAUCUGGGUAAUGACUUCAAUAAAAUGAGUUGAAUUGAAAUGAUGGUGGGGAAGCAGAGUCCUAAACUGCAUUAGUUAAUUUUGAUGUUUUUUUAAAGUAAAUGUUCCCUUUCCCAGACUAUAACUUUAGAUUGCACUGAAUAGGAUGCAAUGGCUUAUUCUUUUGUCUGGUAAAUAAGUUGCAUUCUAGAAAUCUCAAACCAUUUUGGGUUAGUAUCUUGGGUGAAAAUAGAUACUAUGUAACAAGGUAAUGCUCCUUCAGUGAAGGUAGCAUGCCUUUGGAUAUUUUACAUUGCUAACUUAAAUUAAAAUUACAGAUGGUAAAAUGCAUUGAGGCUCCUAUUCUGGCAGUUUCGGAUGCCAGAAAUCUCAUGCAGUCAGUCAUUAAUGGGGAAAAGUAUUCUAGUUCUUCAAUGCUUGGCUUCACAAUUUGUGGCAGUAAAUAUGGUGCUAUUGGCUACUUGGCACCCUUCUGCCUGCACAUACUAGUUUUCUAAGUGCCAGUACUGCAUCUGUACAAGUUGUUUCUGAUACAACCCCCUCAAGUGUUAGUAGAUGAGACUAUGACUUCUCAAAGUCCUGACUGUUAAAAGAACUGAAUAUUCAGUAUGCAUAUAUAAUAUAUUGGUUAAGUUAUGAAGAAAUGUAAGCUUACUCUGAUUAAUAAAGAAGCACAUAAUUA